Messenger RNA from Lodderomyces beijingensis, 3939 nucleotides. The record is from the annotation of a GenBank genome assembly. Lineage: Eukaryota; Fungi; Ascomycota; Pichiomycetes; Serinales; Debaryomycetaceae.
AUGAACAUAGGUACAUUUGUUGAUGGCUCCAUUCAUUCAAAGGGUCUCAAUGGCGGUAUGAGCACAGAUGAAUAUUCGAGUACCAUGGAAGGUGAACAAGUGGUUGAAUACGAGUAUUUGGAUGCUGUCCUUGAUGAAAAUGCUGCAGCUGCCAAAGAUCAAGUGUUCAUGAAGCAAACGUUGCUUGCGUCUCCGUCAGUGUUGCGCAUCUACCCCCACGUGAAAGUAAGAACAAAUAAGCCCUUUAAGGGCCUGUCGAGCUCCUUGGCGAACGACCAGGAGUACGAGACUAUUAUACCCAACGAAGAAGACUCACAGGCGGAGGCAUUUGACGAGAAUGAUGACAUGUUUGCUGACUCCAGUGCAGCAGCCAUGGAGUCAACAACACUGCCUCAGGCAAAGGAAGAGCCGAUAUUUGAAGACAUCAAGGUGUUGGUACGGCACAAUUCGAUUUGUGUGGAUGACUUUGAGUUCAAGCUCAAGUCGCUGGUGCGCUCAUCCUGCAUCGUGCCUGCUUCUGCUGCGCAAGAGGAAGACCAUAUCUUGUUAUCGUUGACCUCGGGGUUUCUUUUAUUGUUGCGCAUAUUCCAUGUCCCGUUGCAUUUGCGGGAUACAGACUAUGCGUCUCUGCGGGCAGAGGAAGAGGAUAAUUUAGUGUUUAAACCAUUUGCAAUCCAAUGGUGGAAUUUGUCAUCGUCGUCGCCGUCCCUCGGUCUCGAAACAAGCGGGUUUGACUUGAAAUCUUCGCCUUCGGGUCUUUCCACUAUAUCUUGCUCAGCAUCAAAUUCCUUUCGACUUUACAUGACGCUCCAACAAGAUUCAAGUGGACUAGUACUUAAAAAUCAUUUAAACAUUGCUCUUGGUGGCUUUUUGAUUGACUCGUGUUUUAUUGAGCCUAAAUCCGCAACGCAAACCGAAAUGUAUUUGACCCUUGUCUAUACGGAUGAAAGAAGGCUUUACGUCAUGUUGUACUCGUGGUCAAGCUUUUAUGGCUCGUCUCCGGAAAUCAGUAAAGCCAUCUACCCCUUGAUGGACACAUUUCCAAUUCCGAUAUUUAUUAUUCCAUUAAAGACUAAUGGAUCCUUUCUAUUUGUUUCACCUGCGCAGGGUCUUUUGAUCGUCACAAUCCACGAUAUACUAUCGGCGCAAUACAGCUCAAGGAAAGCAACAGCGCCGUGGAAAUCGUUUCCGACAAGCUUCCACAUUCCUCAAACGAAAAUCGUGGAUUUAGACCUUCCGCUGUUGGAUGAGGUCAUCAUCGCGACGGAUACUGGAGUUUUAUAUUCCGUGCUUGUAUCCGAAAACGAGAUAUCUUCCAUUUCGCCCAUCUUACGAGUCCCUGAAAGCAUAUCAACUUUUUCACUAGAGAAGGUAACAGAAAGCUGGUUUAGCUUAUCCUAUGCGAGCAUCGGCGGUGGGUGCAGGACUGUUCAAAUUGGAUCAAUCUAUCGAAAGGAGUACUUGUGCGAUGUCUCUGAUGAAAACAAAUUACUGUACAGCAAGUGCCGAGUUAUUGAGACGUUCGAUGCCUGUGCACCCAUAAAGGACUGCGCAUUGGUUGAAAAGUCCAUCUCCAAAGAUUCCACACUCAGACCAACGCAGGAAUUGUGGACUCUCAACGGGCUUCGAGACAGAUGUCGGUUGACUCAGCUCAAAAGCGCUCGCUAUGGCCAAAAAAGAGGCAAUACUUACUACGACAAACUACGCGAAGUUACCAGUGCUUGGACUUUGCAGUUUCUGGGUCUUGAGUACAUACUUUGCUCGCUACCUUUUGAGUCUACGCUUUUGGAAGUUACGGCUUCAGACGACGAGACUGAUCUGUUUGUCCAGAUUGAUUCGCCUCUUUUAUGCCAAGGUGAGCCGACUAUUUUUGCUUGCGUUUGCACUUGCACUCACGACUUUCUUGAAACGGAAUUGCUUGUCCAGGUCACGCCACACUCCAUAGUUUUGAGUGACCUAGUUGAUCUUUGCAUUAGCCAGGAGUUUGAAGAUGCCAUUGUAUUUGCCGAAUUCACUGAGAACUCCUUAGUCGUUCUAUUAUCCAGCAAAGUGGAUGGAAAGAAAACGCACCUUUGUACGUACAGUUUUAGUGGGACAAGAUUAGAGGAAAUUUCCGAGUUUGCCGACUUGCUCGCACUUCGACACUCGUUUGAGAUCGACUACGAGCCGUCAAUGCUCAAAAAGUGUUGCGAUCGUGCGGGUAAUUUCCACCUUGCUGUGGGGUCUUUUUCAGGGGAUCUCACAUUUUAUAAAAUCGACAUCAACGGGUCUAGUAUAUCUGCGGUGCACCACUUGAAGUUACAAAAGGCUCGUCGUGACAUAUGCUCUUUCAAUGUGCCAUAUGCACUGGACAAUACAGUCGCCAAUGAUUUGUCGUUUUUUCAAGACAAAAUCUACGUUGGUACACGCCAGGGCCAGUUGUUGGUGCUUGAGCCAACAUCGACAAACUCCCUUGAAAUAACAAGAUUUCUCCAAAUUGCAGAUGACGCCGCCAUUUCUUUUACUGCUCCAAUCGGCGACCAACUAUUAUUCUAUACGAACUUGGACUUGUUUGUGAUUGAUUCUCGUCAAGGACAGUACCCUGAACAAGUUUACAUGAACGAAUCACAGAACCGGUCCAUUGCGACAGUUGUAAGCCUCAAGUCGGACUUCUCUACGAAGUGGAAUAGAUUCUCGUUAUUCAGAAGUAAUGGGUUGGUUUUGGCAGAAAUUUUCACACAAAAAAGGCCAUUUUUGAAACACAUCAAAGUCGAUCCAGAUGCAAAAAAGGUUUUUUAUUUGCCACACCUUUCGAUUUUUCUCCUUCUUUGUGAUCGGAAAUCGAAUGACAGAUUGGCAUGUGUCGAUUACAAAACAUGCAGAGUCAUCCCACAUUGUGAAUUGAAUGGCAAAUUCGAGGGUGGUGCUGUUUUCGCCCCGGAUGAAAUCCCCAUAUGUGCCAAUGUUUGGGAAAUCAACAGAAGUGGUAAGAAAUCGUACAAGGUAGUUGUUGGAUGCAAGAAGGUAACCAGCGGAAAAGCCAGGGGCUCCGUCAAGGUCUUGGACUUGAAGAAACUGAAAAGACGUAAAUUGAAUGAUCAAGACGCUUAUUAUGAAGUUGCCAUCACUGGUCUCACUUCCUUUGGCCAUCUGCAUCCAGUCAAACAUAUCCAGCAAUGGCAAGACCGGUUGUUUUUCGAUGGCGGAGAUUCGAUCUGGAGCACUUGCUACGACGAAACUGAAAAAAGGUUGACUUCUCCGAACUUAAUACAAGUUUUCCCCAGUGAGAUUGUUUCAUUUCUGAUACGGGACGACCAAGCCCUUGUCACAACUAAACAGGAUUCAGUAUACCAGUUCAAGCUUGGCGAAAGUGAUUGCGUUGCCAUAGGAGUACGACCGCCUUUUGAGCCAUUCUGUGAUCAGUUAAAUUUCAAGGACAAAAUCGUGACCAGCAGCAAAGUAAGCAACAAAAUCGCAAUACUGAAAAUCAGCCGAGGUGUUCCCGCGCUCACUCCGCGCGGGUUCAUCGAGCAGGAAUUUAAGUUCGAGAUUCCAGGAAUCUCUAGGCUUUUCCUUGCCAAGUUGGAUAAUCCUUGGGUCGACGAUCAUCGCAUAUCAGAUCACGACGAUCACGAGCUUACCGUUCUCUGUGUCACUGUGAGUGGGUCUGUUAUCGCGCUCCGAUCUGUGGAUCAAGUCUCAAGUGAAUUGAGAGGUAUUCGAGAUUCUUUAAACAAAAACUCAGCAUUCAAACUAACCCUACAGGAACAAUUGCAGAAACUAGAUCGACCUUUUGAUGGAAAGAAAGCUGGCACAGGUUUGUUUUCACCAAACAAGCCAUAUUUCGAGUGUAUGCGUCCGGAAUGCGACGUCGAAGCAGAGGUGGCUUUGUGUUUGCAAAUUGUCGAUUUGGAUCUUGACGAGGUUUCAAGAGCUGCAUUUGGCAAGAUUAGUCUAUAG